Aspergillus niger is the source of this 948-nucleotide messenger RNA. RefSeq lists its product as uncharacterized. Gene Ontology annotation, molecular function: RNA binding. The transcript has 4 exons. The coding region runs from base 1 to 948 and encodes 315 amino acids. The record is from RefSeq and is a predicted model, not a curated record. Lineage: Eukaryota; Fungi; Ascomycota; Eurotiomycetes; Eurotiales; Aspergillaceae.
AUGGCUACAGAGUACGAUAACGAGAACGGUCGCUACGACGACGAGCCCCGUUUCGCUCGCGACCGCAGCGCAUCUCCUCGCGAUGAGCCUCGUGCUGAUCGCACCCGUAGCCGUUCUCCCAACGGUCGCGUCGAUGACCGCGCCCCCAUUGAUCCCCGCAAGUCUCUCGAUGACGAAGAGGGUGCUAUCAACACUGGAUCCAACCUGUUCGUCACUGGUAUCCACCCCCGUCUGACCGAGUCGGAUAUUUCGCGUCUGUUCGAGAAGUACGGUGAUGUCGAAAACUGCUCGAUCAUGGUCGACCCCCACACCAAGGAGUCUCGUGGAUUCGGCUUCGUCAAGAUGGUCACUGCCGAGCAGGCCGAUGCCGCUAAGGAGGGUCUCCAGGGCGAGGUCAUCGAAGGUCGCACCCUGAGCAUUGAGAAGGCUCGUCGUAGCCGUCCCAGAACCCCGACCCCCGGAAAGUACUUCGGUCCUCCCAAGCGUGAUUUCCGUGGAGGUCACCGUGGCGGCCGUGGCGAUCGCUAUGACGAUCGUCGUGGUCCUUAUGGUGGUAGCUGGCGCCGUGGCGACGACUACCGCUAUGGCCGUUAUGACUCCUACAGCGACCGCCGCGACUAUGGUCGUGACUACCGUGACUACGGUGGCCGCCGUGACUACCGUGAUGACUAUGGAUACCGCGGUGGUGGCAGCAGCGGUGGCAUUGAUCGCUAUGCUUCCGGUGGCCGCGAGGACCGUUACAGCCGCGAGGACCGUCGUGACGAUCGCCGUGAAGAGCGUCGUGGCGGCAGCGGUGGUGGCUACUAUGACCGCGAUGCUAACCCGCCCAGCUACGGCUCCGCAGCUCCUGCUCGUGAUGCCUACGCCGGCGGCGGUGGCAGCAGCGGUGGCGGCGGCGGCGGCGGCCGUUCCUAUGAUCCCCGUGACGACCGUUACAGCACUAGGUAG